Messenger RNA from Epinephelus fuscoguttatus (brown-marbled grouper), 10003 nucleotides. It is a transcript of the gene atxn1a, whose product is annotated as ataxin 1a. The record is from RefSeq and is a predicted model, not a curated record. The coding region runs from base 1004 to 3466 and encodes 820 amino acids. Lineage: Eukaryota; Metazoa; Chordata; Actinopteri; Perciformes; Serranidae. Gene Ontology annotation, cellular component: nucleus. Gene Ontology annotation, biological process: nervous system development; negative regulation of transcription by RNA polymerase II. The transcript has 5 exons. Gene Ontology annotation, molecular function: protein binding; RNA binding.
CUCCCUGUCUCCCUCUGUCUCUCUGAAGGUGGGGGCAGAGAGCUAUUAGCUGUGCGCUGCAAACAUCAUUAGGAGGGGAGACGCUUUCCACCGUCAGCGCCGGAGCAGAGCAGGGGAGCCCUGGCAACAAGGAGAGACACAAACUCAGCAGCCCGUUACACCCUACAGGAAUGGUGACAGCACCUCCAGACAGACAGACGUGGACAGACGGCGCAGGCACCCGGAACGCUUCCCUCCCAUUGGUGGAGAGAUCCAGACUUCACACAAGGAACUGCAACUCCAGUCGGUUGUCAGCUCUCAACUGAGCAGCAGGCUCCACCUACUCCGCCCAAGUAGCUCUGCCUCCUCUGCUCAGGGAGUGCUGAGUCCCUGAGUCAACACACUGCAUUCUGGGAUAGUCUGGAACCCUCUCCAUGGGCUGUACCACCUGCUGACAAACCAGGGGGGUCUGGAGGAGUUGUGUUGAAUGAGGAUUGUGCUGGGUGUGGGCAGGCUUGCUUUUGCAAGGAAAUGAUUCCGCAUGAAGUGCGACGCACUCGGCCCCCCGUCGUCCUCGGCGGCAGCAGCAGGUGUGACGUCGUGACUCUCUCCCCUACCACACUGAGCUCACCCUUCAGCCGCUAAAGACCUCUGGACCAAACAGACCGCCCUACCCCUCCCCUCUAACCACCCCCUCCAUAUCUUCAUCUCCAUCUUUAAUCCUUCCUCACCUGCUUGUUAGGGCCUGGAUUUUCUUUGUUAUCAAGAAAAGACCUGAUAAUCAACGGCCUUGGGUGAACUGUAUAGAGAGGGAAAGAGAGAAAAGAUUGGGAAGUUAAUUCAUAGCUAAUUAAAGAGAGACAAGGGACAGAACAUCAAAAGUGAGAAAAAGAGACAGGAAGGUGAAAUAAAAAGUUAGAGAGAGAGAGAGUGAGAGAACAAAAAAGAAAGAAAAAGCUAUAGAAGUCAAAAAGUUAAGAAAAGAUAAAGCAAGUACAGUUGAGGGACGUGAGGCGAAGUCAGCAUGAAGUCCAACCAGGAACGCAGUAAUGAAUGUCUGCCCCCAAAGAAGAGGGAGAUCCCCUCAAGCACAUUACCAUCUGACAAUCGCUCGCCAACCAUCCCACCUGCCAGUGACAGCCAGCGCACAGAGAACAUGGCCUGGCUUGCCAGCGUGGCUGGUGGGAAUGAGAGUGGCGUGGGUGGACACCGUAGCUCCAGUCAGUCUGACGGCCUACAGUAUAAAUCCCUCUUCUCCACAUCAGACUCUUCAUCCUCAUCUUCCUCACUGAGGCUAGUAUCAUCUCUUCCCACAGUGUAUACGUCCCCUCUAUCACAGUCCACAGUUGGAGGAACUGUCCAUUAUGCCCAACUGCCUCCCAACCUGCAGUUCAUAGCCUCAUCCUACACUGCCCCAUACGCAGGCUACAUUUCCCCUCAACUGCUCCCACCUCCUCCUCCACCUCCACCUCCCCCCCUCUCCUCCUCGUCCUCCUCUUUGGCUGCACAGAGACACUCACACACAGAGACAGUCUCUGCUCCUUCGCACGCCUCCAAACAUGACCAGCAAAGAGCAUCCACGGGGCGCACUUCCAUGCCUCCACCCUCCACAGACCCCGCCCCUCAUCAUGUUCUAAUGUCAACCUCCCCACGAACUGUGCCGUCACCUCAUCACCAAGCAGGUGUUCACCUUCCUCCCCAGUCGCUGCACCACCACCAUACUUUGGGACAUGGGAUGUCCCAGCUUGUGGUGCAGUAUACAGACGGACCCACUAGGAAAGAGGAAGGUGGCUCCAGACCUAGAGAGCUCCAUAAUGGAGAGCUGGAAAGGGGGCGACGGUUUGGAGCAUCCCCUGAGUCGAGCCUCUCCAAGCCAGGGAGCAAAUCACGGGACGGCGCUUCAUCUUUGUCGUCCUAUGAGACCCGCCAGCUGGUUCUGCAUUCAGACUACUCUACUCACGAUCCCUCAGGGCUGAGAACCUCUCUCAUGCUAAUGCCUAACAGCCAUGGGGACCACCAGCUGGUACCACCCAGAGCCAGCCCUGAGAAGCUGACAUCCUCUGCCCCCGCACACCUGGAGAAAGGUGGCAUCAUCCUGGGCAAGCCUGUCAAUCGCACACCCUCCUCCUCCAACACCACCUCCUCUUUCACGUUUCCGCCCCCAUUAAGUGUCGACAGCCUGAAAGCUGCUGUCAGCACCAUGUCGCCACAGACCGUUAUCCAGACCACCCACAGCGCUACAGAGUCACUGUCAAUGGGGCUCCCCUCCACCAGUAUCUACCCUCAGCCACCUAUCAUUGGUUACAUUGCAGGGGGCAGUGGGAGCCAACAUACGCCAAUCAGCUACCACACCAGCCUACAACAACACUUACUCAUUCCUGGCGCUCAACCUGUCAUCAUCCCUGUUAGUGGUAGUGGAGUCACAACGUUAGAACCUGUAACCUCCCACGUAACAUCAUCCACCCAAGCCGCACCAUUUCCUACCACACUCCCACACACGUACAUUGCUGCCACUGCCCCCAAAGGAGAAACUCUAGAAACGGCCAGCGGUUCGUAUCACCAGGCCGCUCCAGGUGCAGUGGUCCAAGCCCAGCUUCAUCUCCCCAUUGUUCCCGCUCCGCCGGGGCUCGUCGCUCCUUCUGCUCCUCCUCCCCCAUCCAGUACGGUGGUGCCACCUUCACUCCCCCCGUAUUUCAUCAAGGGCUCCAUCAUCCAGCUGGCUGACGGGGAGCUGAAACGUGUGGAGGACCUGAAGACAGAGGACUUCAUCCAGAGUGCAGAGAUCAGCAGCGAGCUGAAGAUUGACUCAUCCACAGUGGAGCGCAUUGAAGGGAGCCACACCUCACCCAACUUUGCUGUGGUUCAGUUCUCUGUUGGUGAGCACCGUGCGCAGGUGAGUGUGGAGGUCUUGGUGGAGUACCCCUUCUUCGUCUUUGGCCAAGGCUGGUCUUCAUGCUGCCCCGACCGGACCACCCAGCUUCUGGAGCUGCCUUGCACCAAGCUCUCUGUGGGCGAUGUUUGUAUUUCACUCACCCUCAAGAACCUGAGGAACGGAUCCCUGAAGAAGACUCAGCCCCUGGAGCUGGCCACCCCUGCCUCCAGCCACGGGCACCUCAAACCCCCCAGAGCUGUCUCAGAUGCUCCCCAAAGCUGCAGUGGAGGAGGCUCCAGGCACAGCGAGCGGGAGAAUGGCAUCAGCCAGCGAGGGAGGGACAGAAGUGGGAACGGGAGUGGAGAGGGCACCAAUGUGGAAAAUGGGGAUCUCAUGUUUGGGGAAGGAGGGUCAAUUUCGAAAGGUCAGGUUGUCAGCGGCGCAGAAGCUGGCUCCAUUAAGCCGUCAGGAGGCAGGAAGCGGAGAUGGUCUGCCCCUGAGGGUCGAAAAGUAGAAAAAUCAGAAGAGGAGCCGCCCUUGACCCUGCCCAAACCUUCCUUCAUCCCUCAUGAGGUGAAAGUCAGCAUCGAGGGAAGGUCAAAUAUUGGCAAGUGAAGGCUAGCAGGUUAAAUAACUUUGGGAUUUGGAAAAAAACAUAAAAGGAGUCUACAAAAAAAAAACACGAUUGCCCACAUUAAUGUUUCAUUUGUCAUGGUUUUAAAGUUUUGUUUUCCGUUUUUAUUUUUCUAUCUUGAAAACUGUACUGUAGAGGUAAAUUCACCCUACAUGGUAUCACCUUACGUUAAGUCCGUGUAGUUAAUAACACUUUUUUUUUUUAUGGAUGGAUUUGAUAUCACACAAGCAAUCAGUGCCGUUUUGGUGGUUUUCAUGAGAUGACUUAUGGUGAGGGAUUUGCGAGGAUUUGCUAAAUGUUUAUUGGUGGCUGUGUGGCACACGGGAGCAACGCUUGAUGGCUCUUCUUGGCUGGCUACACAUUAUGUAAAUUUCAAAUUGAAUUAGCUCACAGUUUGCCUCUUGGCAGAGAUAUCACUCCCUGUGCACUGCUAGUGAGGCUGGCUGGAUGAAAACACUUUCCCACCACCUCUUGGCGUGCCAGCGGUUUUACACUGGGCCACAGGAGUCAUAUAAUGUCAGCUGAUCCUAAGCAUGAAGGAUUUAUGGGGGAAAUUUUUCAGUUUCUAAAUCAGAGUGUGAGUUGGACAGGCAUCUUAAACGCACCAUGUGUUUUUACAGUGUCAACAGGGUGUGCCAGACCUGACCAGUGAUGUCAUCAGGUGGUGCCAGUGUGCUACACAAAAGAGAGGGAGCAACACUUACUCUGUUCAGUUUGAUGACAGUGGAGUCUUUCACCUUGAGCAUUUUCAUUUGAAUUUUUUUUUUCAUAAACCCCUCAUCUUCUGUCUCACCAGAUCUUUGUUUUCAAUGAUUGUCAACAACCUUAAUCAGGGGUCAUUUAGUCCUAGAUGGAACCUAGGUGGGUCAAUGUUAAUGUACAAAUGUGAGAUACCCUAACCUAAUACAUACAAGUGCAAACACACUGGGUUGGCGAACCUUACUUCGAGAAAAUGUUAAGAGGAAGACUGCAUACAGUCCUCAUCGUUUUUUGAUGAAUUACUUUAUAUUUUUUUACAGAGAAAGGCUGUGUGAGAGGAACCGAGAGAAUCUGCACGUCAGUUCUGAGAGGGUCAGGAUGUUUCAAAGCACUUAAUACACCUGUCACACUCACCAUACAGCCGACAAAAUUUUUGUUGUCUCUUUAUUUACGCAGUACUGUAUGUUUUAGAUUUUUUUUUUUUUUUAUUUAGACGAGGGUAGAAAGUAGCUACAGCACUUUGGAAAGGUGAAGCUUUUGGAAAAGUGAAGGGGUGGUCUGGUAAUGUGGGAGCGGAUGUGCCAUGGAAUCACAAAGAAAGGGAUGAUUUUGACAGGUAUUAGAGAACAAUUCCAGUUAGAAGAUGGUUUAAGAAACAUUUAUGAUGACAAAAGGAAUUGGAAAUAUGAGGGGUUUUCAGCAUGUGUGCUUGUACUGCCAGCCAGCCAUACAAAAGUUUGGGGAAAGUAUUGGAAUGUGUUUUGAAAGUUUGGGAUCUGGCAUAAGAAUUAAUAAGAAACAGGCUUUUGAAAUAUCCCAGUGAUGUUCUGUACAAGACUGAGAGCAUCGAUUAGAAGCUCACGCCACAUCAUUUUGAAGGGUGUCAUAUAUUUGUAAUCUGUGUGUGUGUGUGUGCGCUAGAGUGUGCAUGAUGCUGAUCUGUGUCUGUCUGUACCCACACAUGCUUACACAAACACAGAACAGUACAGACCAUCCCUGAAACCUAUAAUAUGUACUGUAUUUAGAUGGAUGCAGAUACUUUGUGGUGCAUAUUGUCCCUACUGCAAAGACACUAGUUGACUGACAUUGGAUUGAUGCACACUGCUAACAGUACAGUUGUAGAGAGUGCUCUGUGGUGUGUUUGUGUACGUGUGUGAGUUUGUGUGUGAGUGUGAGUGUAUGUAUACUGUGUAUAGGAAAAGGUUAUACUCAUUUGAUAUAUAGAAAAUGCUAAAUGUCCAGUGUUUCUACUUGGAGUCGUACUUAAGAGAAUCUUGCAAUUUGCACAUCAGGAGGAGGGAGAAAGGUGGAGACGUGAUUUUUUUUUUUUAAACCGCCCUGUCCUGAAACGAGCCCUAGACCACGUGACACACUGGAGGAGACCAGGGUUUUUGUUCCUCAACAGGCACUUGUCACAUUGUAGAGGAAAAGUUUCUACAUCGACGCAGUUAAGGUCAAAUUACAUUUGAGGUUUUACAAACGUAACCAGAGCUGUAAACCAGAAUUUUAACACGUGCCUGCCUACUGAAUUUACUGACUUUUAGUUAAAGAUAUACAAUUAGUAGUGUAUCUGAAGGAAAAUUUAGACGUUUAUGUCCACUGUUCCUGCUGUUGAAACCAGGGUGUAGGGACUAGGGUUCAGUUUGAACAAGGCCUGUGCUUUCAGCCAGCUGAAACCCUAAUCUGCUAAUAUGCAGCAGUUACCUCAACAGAUAUGCCUGCUUGGUUGGCCUGACAUUUAGAGUUUUGUAAGCAGCUGACUCAGUAGCUGAACAUCCUCAUAGGCUCUCUUUGGUCCGUGAAACCCAAGUUCUGGUCUUUUUCUGAGCUCGGUUUUUGAGGUGUAAUGUGAAGUGUGUUUUAGGGCUGACCCGAAUGCUUUGAAGUUUCAAUCGUGCUAAUUUUGUGACUGACUCGCUCUCGUCUAACAUCAAUCACCAGCAGUCCAGCACCACUGAAACUGAGACCGUUAAACCUCUUGUGACACACUCACAGAUACACUUGCAAGAUGUCAAACAUGUCAAGUGUCUGGAAUAGUUUUAAAAUUUGUGACGAUGACCCCAGUGCACCCACUGGAAAAGCAUAAAUAACAGUUCAGCCAUUUUGCAAAAUGUGGCUUGCUGUCACGUUAAUUUAGGUGCAUUGACUGAUGUCCGUAGUUCCUUUUACAGUGCCUGUUCAAGGUGGGCAUAUUGCCCCGUUAUUUUGCCUUGCAGUUCUGUUUAAAAGGUACGAUCGCAGAAUAGGGCGACAGAGUUGUCUCACCUCUGAGCCGGGAAUGGAGGUAGUAACAGUGCCGAAACGAUGUCUGUAUAAAAGGGACAGUCAGCAGGACGGGAUCAUGGGUGACACAGGUGUAACAUUUUGACGAUUUGUUGCGUGUGCAACCCACUGUGGGAGAUUUAAAAAGUAGCAGUUAGCGGCUAACUCAAAGAAGAAGAACAGUUGCAGGAAAUGUCCGCAAAUUGGGAAAAUAGUGAAGUCCGGGAGCUCCUUAACCUCUGAGAUCAGCUGCCAUACAACAGGGAUGGUCAAUUACAAUUAGAUUAUUAUUGCCAUGUUAUGCCAUUGUUAUUGUUUAUAAAGCACUGCUGACGCAUAUGUUAUAUGUCACACUAGAGACCGACGCUGAUGUGUUACGUGUCACGCCUGUCACUUCUCUUGUGAUUCUGCGAUUGCAGCAUGCUGCCUAAAAUCACAGGGGAACAGAAUGAUGCCGCUAUCAUAUGGUUCUGUGUGUAAAUUCAAAGGCGGUGUAAAGAAGGGACUUCAUAACAGCCCUAUAUUGCGAUCUCUGUGUAAAAUAGACUCUUGUCUUUCACCCCCUCCCGGCAGGCAUAUCUGUUGAGAUUUUCACUCAGCGUCUGUAUUGAGGUGUUAUUAUACAGCAGAGAUAGUUUUUAGUUGGCAUCGUCUCUUAGAAGUGAAUCAAUUGUAUUUUCAUCCCACUGAUAAUAUUUAGGUUUAGCCGUGUGAGACAAAGCUGUUUCAGGUGGUCGGAGUUUACCAGGGUGAUGGCAGGAUGGAUGUGUGCUCAGAUGGAUGACGAAUGGAUGGAUUGAUGGUUGAGUAAAUGGGCAGAUGGAUGGUGAUGGUGAGUGAAUGAGUAGACCCCAUAUGAGAUUUGAAAAUGCUUUAUUUUUUAUAAUAAAACAGGGUUCUCAGAUCAACACCACCACAGUAGUACAUUUUCAUUUCUUCCUUUUCCUAUUGAAACAUCAUCAUCAUUAGAAAUAGUCGUAUGUGUGCAUGUUUUGCAAUCUGUGUGUGUGGCUGUGAGUUUUAUAAAUGUAUGUGCAUGUCCAUUUUUUUUUUUUUUUGUCCAACCCCUCUUCCCAACAAAUGAAAAAGCAGAACCACAACAUCGAAACGAACUUGUCAGCCACUCAGACCAUCAAAACGUUUACUGUCAGUCAGGUUAAAAACACUUUUUAGCCAAAGCCAAGUAAUGCUGAUGUUGCUUUGGUCACUUCAGAAAGCAAUAGUACGACAAUAUUCAGGCACUCUCCUCAUGUAUGAGUGGAACACACACACAGACACACACACACACACACACACACAUGCACACACAUCAUUCCACUCAAAUUCUCUGCAAUAAACAUUUAAUAAUAAUAAUCUUGCAUUACAACCAAAACAAUUCCUCCUUUCCUCCCAUAGAGAAAAUACAGUCUCGCCAUAACUGAAAAAUAUUUUUAGAAGCUAAUUUACCUGAACACAACUCGCUUCAGUUAGCACUAUUCCCCUUGUCAUAGAGUACAUUUAAAUCUUAGGAAAUUGCAGUGGCAACAGUAGUUGCUAGCUUUUCAGGGAAGUGUCUCAUAUAUGCAGUAACUGACCCCCAAAACCUCCGCUGUCCCAGCUGGUCAGAGUCAUAAUCUCUGUCGUCACGCUGCAGGUGAGCAUUACGCCACACGCAGCUGACAUUAACCAGCAGAUAUUUUGACUCCGCCCAGGUUUGCCUCGUUGCCACGACUCCUGUAGUGACCUCGUUAACUUUGUUUCAGGUACCCAAUCAUAGCCAGCCAGCCUCACUCCUCCUCCUGAGGCAAAGCAAUCAAUUAACCCUCAACAACCGUUAGCUACCUUUCAGUGUGGCCUGGCCGGGACAUAGCAGGGCUGGCCUGGGCUGCCUGUUCCCCUCCUAACAUCACCUUUUUGAUAUUCGGUCUCCUUUCCAGCUUAUAAAGGUCAUUGUGUUUAUACUUCAGUGGAAAUGCAUGCUUAGUAAUAGACUAUGAAACAAAGCAAUCUGAAAUGUAGACACAUUCUGAAUGCAGGAGAGGGAACGGCAUGUCACAGCAAGGUUUCAACAUUUUUUGAGGGUUUGGUGUAGUUUUUAAUUUUGUUCACAUAAUCCCAAGUUUGAUCUUUUUAUCCCCUUGAAAUGUACCACAAUGUGCAAUACUUACAUUUUGUUUCCAGCCCUUUUGCUGUGCCAAGUGUAUGUAGCAUAGUCCUACUCCAGUGUCUCAUCCAUGUUGAUGGCUUGUGUAUUUUACUGUCUGUUGAUGUGAGUGUGUGUCACAUCUGUAAAACAAGAGUCAGGAUGUUUGUGAAGAGAAACAAACCUUUCUUUCCCCCUUUUGUCCUCGUGGCCUUCCUAAAUUUGAGCGUGUGUUUGGUGUGUGUGUGUGUGUCUGCACCGUGUCUCAUGUGUGUAGUAUGCGUGCUUACGUACACCUGGUGUUCAAAUGUGUGCGAGCGGGUUAGGGUUUGAGUGUAUGCGUGUGUGUAACGGAGUGUUUCCUCCUCUAAUCGUCUGUGAGAUCGUAAACCCUGACCCUCGAUGGUUCACGGUGAGACCCACAGAAAAAAAAAGAAACCUCAUUGCUUAGUGGGGACCACUUUUUGUAAAAAAAAGAAAAAAAAGAAAAAGGACAAAAAAAACAACCAACCAACAGAGAUGCACAUGUAAGUAGAUGUAAAAGACUUGAUAAUGUUUCAGCACUUUCUAAUCCUAGGACGGGCUUGGUCUAACCCCUCUGUCUCAGACCGAUACCUUCCCUAGGGGCAACAUUCAUUCAAAACAGACAGAGAGAAUGAGAAUGAAAAGAAGGGGUGAAUAAGGAUGAAAAAAGAGAUGGCUCAGUUUAAGUUUUUGCACAUCACCUUGCCGUAACCUUGUGUUUAUCUGUCUGUGCUCCAUCUCGCUUGGCGCCCGGCGCGUUCUUGGGUCCAACGGGCCGAGGUGUUAGGUGGUUCCUUGGUUCUUUUCUACUAGGAAAACCUUUUCUCAUGGAAUGCAUCCCUUCUUUUGUUGUGUUCGGGUUUGUUUGGAAUCUUUUCCGCCCUACUCCGACCACGCUGUGCUGUUAAUUAGGUUGUCUUUAGUUCACAUUUUAAAAAUCUAAUUUGGCAGACGUGUUUGUAAGGCACAGCUGGGUUUGGUCGUGCGGUGUGAAAACGGUGCGUACAAACCUUUUGCUUUGUUUGCAUUAUCUUUGGUGCAGGAGCUUUUUCUGUGUUUUUGGUCUCCUUGUAGCACUCAAUAUAAAUGUCAGGGGACUGAAAACUAUGUAGAGAAUGUGUCAUUGUUGAGUUUUUAUGACAAGCUUCCUCACUGGAGGAACACUGCUAAUGUCGUCUUUUUUUUUUUUUUUUUAAUUGGCUUCUUGCACAAUUUUACAAAUAAAAUGAAUGUUGGUGUGUGAGCUUUGACUUUUCGAUCAGAAAAAAAGGCAUGUGUGCUCUUUGUUUCUUGAUGUUUGUACUUUCAUUUUGCAAAAAGGAUGUGUUUUUGGCACUUUGUUGUGUUUUAAAAGUGAACAGAAUUCGAUCAGGAUUCCUUUUUUUUUUUUUUUCAUUCUUUUUUUUUUUUU